AUGUGGACUGAUGAGGAUGCAUUUUAUAUCUUUUUAUGGUAUCACAAAGCAACAGCCAAAUUGUACUACAUAGGAAUUAUUAUUGAAAUUACAGCCAAACGUAUUAUGAAUUCUGGGUACAGUGUACCACAAGCGUUUUCAUUUCUCACAACUUUUUAUGUGCUCAGUAAUAUUUCGCUUUCACAAGGAACAGCUAGUGAUUUAAGCGAACCUAUAGGUCCAAAUUUAAACGACUUUGACUUAACAGCCAUUUACGAUCGUUUCGUUCGACCGUAUAAAGAAAAGGGGGUUGAGUUGGACCCAACAUAUUUUCCUUAUAUUAAUAAACUUCCAGGAAAAGUGAAGAUAAUUCCAGAUAAAAGUCUCAGAAAACUUACCAAAAAUCAUAAAAAAUGGGGAGAAAAAUAUCCACCAGAAAAAUAUCCGCUAGAUGCUAAAACUAUCGAACAUAAUAUGUUGAACUUACUUAAACCAGGGCAAAUUCCAGGUUUUAAUCCUGCUGAAUUUGGCUUGGACGAUGAGAAAAAAUCAUAUUCAACGUCAUGUUCAACGUCAACGCAUAAUAAUAAUUCUCGUUCUUCAACAAAAAGUAGCUCCAGUAGUAAUUUAGAACUGGCUUCCAGUACAAACGGAGAUGAUCGGACACAUGAGAAGAAAAAAAAAAAGAAGCAUAAACAUGAUAGUGAUUAUGAUGUAGAGAAAAAAAGAAGACAUAAACAUGAUAAAGAACAUAAAAGAAGUUCUGCUGAUGGAGAAUACAAAAAGAAAAAGCGAAAAAAAGAAGUUGGUAUUAACAAUGAUGCGGCUUAUUCGAAUCUUUCCUUGAGUACGACCGCAUAA
This is a messenger RNA of Dentiscutata erythropus, 840 nucleotides long. NCBI's taxonomy places the organism in Eukaryota, Fungi, Glomeromycota, Glomeromycetes, Diversisporales, Gigasporaceae. The record is from the annotation of a GenBank genome assembly.